Molecule: messenger RNA, 360 nt
Organism: Dibothriocephalus latus
Lineage: Eukaryota; Metazoa; Platyhelminthes; Cestoda; Diphyllobothriidea; Diphyllobothriidae
Source: the annotation of a GenBank genome assembly
AUGUCUCGGAAGCCGUCGGCUGCCUUCUCGCACCACUUGGAAUUGGAGUCGCACAUAGAGGAAACCGCAAGGCGUCAUAUAAUGAAACCAAAAGACCCGCUACCACGUCAGCGCCAAGACGGUAAGUACAAGGAGGCAAGUCUGUGUCUACACAUGAAGCACUCCUUUGCAGAUGUCUUUGCCGCUACCCCCCCCCUCUCCCUGACCUCCAAGGCUGGCUGGGCCGGGGCUCUGGUGGAUGAGCUACAGAAGGCAGGCUACACAGUAUUUGUGAAGUGGAGUUCUCGGGCAAUGGCUACUUACAACAUAUUAGUGGACCAAGGCAAACCUGUUGCCGCUUUCAUUCAUGCCAUCUGUUGA